AUGCAGCUUCAAAUCAGUUUCUACCUGCUUUGGUCGUCGUUCGUAUUAGGCUGUGCCUAUGCUGCGAACGAUGUCUCCGUACUGAUCAACGAGGUCGCCAAAGCAAAUAAUCAGUCGCUGCUAUGGGGUCCGUACAAGCCGAAUUUAUAUUUUGGGGUUCGACCGCGAAUCCCCAAAAGUUUGACCGCUGGGUUGAUGUGGGCUAAAGUCGAUAGCUAUGCAACUGCGCAAUCAAACUUUAGGCAUACCUGCGAACAAAAUGAAGGCAUGCGAGGAUAUGGCUGGGACGAAUACGACGUGCGCAAGGGUGGUCGCCAAUCGAUCCACGAUGUCGGCAACUCGGUUGACCUCACGAUCGAUUUCGUCAAAGUACCAGGAGGACUUCACGGAGGCAGCUGGGCGGCUCGAGUGAAGGGAAUACCGCGAGAAGAUGCUCCUGAAGAUUUAUAUACAUCGUUGGUUUUCUACGCUUCACUGGAAGGGCUCGGCUCUUUAAAUGUGGACAAUGCCGUUGAGCAUCAAAUGGGAUUGAAGGGAGACGUGAAGCUCAAGGGAAUGACCCCAGAACUUGGCGACUUUACAAUAAGCGUUACCACUGGGCCGGAUAGCAACAAACAUCCUGAAUUUGAUCAUCCUAGUGGCGCUGAGAAGCCAUUGGAUCGUCCCUUGGUUGCUAGCGUGGAAACACCACAAGAAAACUUAUGGCAAGCCAAAUCAUUAAUGUUUACUGCAAUGAAACCCGAAGUCGAAGGCUUGAUUGCAAAAUAUGGAACCGAUGCGCCUCCACCACCGGCUCAGCUCUUCACAAUUCCUAAUCACCCUGGAUCUGGCAAUAUCCAUUUCGUGCAACAAGUCUUUGAAGGUGCCUUUGAAUUUGAUAUCAUAUUUGAAUCUGGUUCCGCUCCGGAACCCGUCAGUUCGGAGACGUUAACAAAUAAGAUUGAAGAGAUAUCCUCUUCCUUCUCAAGCAGAUAUGAAAACUUAUUUGCAUCCCAACCUCCAUUCAACAAGCCAGAGUAUUCGGAAUUCUCCAAGUCCAUGUUUUCCAACCUGGUUGGAGGUAUUGGUUACUUCUAUGGAAGCGGUCUGGUUGACCGCUCAGACGCCCCUGAAUAUGAGGAAGAGAAUGAAGGCUUCUGGGAGGAAGCUGCGGAAGCCAGAUCACGCGUACAACCUACCGAAGAGGAACCCAGGGAGCUAUUCACUGCUAUUCCGUCCAGGCCAUUCUUUCCCCGCGGCUUCUUGUGGGACGAAGGUUUCCAUCUCAUUCCUGUUAUCGAUUGGGAUCUUGACCUGACUCUUGAUAUUGUGCAGAGUUGGUUCAACCUCAUGGAUGAAGAUGGCUGGAUUGCACGUGAGCAGAUUCUCGGACUCGAGGCUCGUAGUAAGGUGCCCCCUGAGUUCACCAUUCAGUAUCCCCACUACGCGAACCCGCCCACUUUGUUCAUGGUUCUCGAGGCAUUCGUCGACAAGUUGCAAGCCAAUCAAAGCAUCCUUGAGAACUUUGAGCUCAAUGCUGCCGAUGUUGCAGACAGCCUUCGAUCUGCUCAUCUCGAGAGCAAGGAAUUGGCUUACUCAUACUUGCACUCCAUCUACCCACUCCUCCGCAGACAAUAUUUCUGGUUCAAGAAGACUCAAUGGGGAGAUGUUAAGUCCUAUGAUCGUGAAGCUUACUCAAGCAAGGAAGCAUAUCGCUGGCGCGGACGCACAGUGCGACAUAUUCUGACAUCUGGUCUUGAUGACUAUCCUCGACCUCAGCCCCCUCAUCCCGGAGAGUUACAUACCGAUCUGAUUAGCUGGAUGGGUCUGAUGAGCCGCUCACUUCGCAAGAUUGCGAGCGCCAUUGGCGAGACUGAGGACGCAGAGGAGUUUGCAGUUUACGAGUACGCUAUCACACGUAACAUCGAGGAUCUUCACUGGGAUGAAGGUGCUCAGACCUGGUGCGACGCAACCAUUGACGAGUACGAGGAAAGCGUGCACGUUUGCCACAAGGGCUAUAUUUCCAUCUUCCCCUUCUUGACGGGAAUGGUUGGUCCUGAUAGCCCGCAUCUCAAGGCUACACUUGACCUGAUUCGCAACUCUGACGAACUGUGGAGUGAUUAUGGUAUUCGUAGUCUCAGCAAGAGCGAUGAGUUCUAUGGCACUGACGAGAACUACUGGCGCAGUCCAGUAUGGAUAAAUAUGAACUUUAUGAUUGUGAAGAAUAUAUACGAAAUUGCAACCUCCCAAGGCCCGCAUAAAGCACAAGCAACUCAGAUCUACAACGAACUACGCAAAAAUCUGGUUGAAAACGUCUUCCAAGAAUGGAAAAACACGGGCUUCGCCUGGGAGCAAUACAAUCCCGAGACGGGCAAGGGUCAACGUACCCAGCAUUUCACUGGAUGGACGAGUUUGGUUGUGAAGCUUAUGAAUAUGCCUUAUCUCACGUCUUCUGGAAAAGGACAUGAUGAGCUGUGAUGAUUUUCGUUGCCGUACGUGUAUGUGUUAAUAGCAUCUGUGGGACCUUUGGGUCCGAAGGAAAAGAAAAUUCGGUCUGAUUUUCUUUCUUUUGUGUAUGUCACUGUAACCUAGACAUUGCUACUUCGAAGAUUUCUUUGUACUUUGUGCAUGUGUGUCUAGGUAUGGAUAGGCGCUUAUUAAAGAGUAUUUAUGACACGA
Molecule: messenger RNA, 2658 nt
Organism: Talaromyces stipitatus ATCC 10500
Lineage: Eukaryota; Fungi; Ascomycota; Eurotiomycetes; Eurotiales; Trichocomaceae
Product: mannosyl-oligosaccharide glucosidase, putative
Exons: 5
Coding region: 1-2457 (818 amino acids)
Biological process (GO): protein N-linked glycosylation; oligosaccharide metabolic process
Cellular component (GO): endoplasmic reticulum membrane
Molecular function (GO): Glc3Man9GlcNAc2 oligosaccharide glucosidase activity
Source: RefSeq, a predicted model, not a curated record